AUGGCCCCGUUUGGAUAUUUCUUUUUUCUCUGCGGGCUGAAGCAGGCGAUGGGCAGCUACCCGAUCUGGUGGUCCUUGGCUGUGGGGCAUCAGUACUCCUCACUGGGCACUCAGCCCAUCCUGUGCGGGAGCAUUCCCGGCCUGGUGCCCAAACAGCUGCGCUUCUGUCGGAAUUAUGUGGAUAUCAUGCCCAGUGUGGCUGAAGGUGUGAAGAUUGGCAUCCAAGAAUGCCAGCAUCAGUUCCGAGGUCGACGAUGGAACUGUACCACUGUCAACAAUAGCCUCGCCAUCUUCGGCCCGGUACUGUACAAAGCCACCAGGGAAUCAGCCUUUGUCCACGCCAUUGCCUCAGCUGGUGUGGCCUUCGCCGUGACCCGUUCCUGCGCUGAGGGCUCAGCCACCCUGUGUGGCUGUGACACCCGCCACAAGGGCUCCCCAGGAGAAGGCUGGAAAUGGGGGGGCUGCAGUGAGGACGUGGAAUUCGGCGGCAUGGUGUCCCGAGAGUUUGCCGAUGCCCGAGAGAACCGGCCUGAUGCCCGCUCAGCCAUGAACCGCCACAACAAUGAGGCAGGGCGGCUGGCCAUCAUUGACCACAUGCACUUGAAGUGCAAAUGCCACGGGCUGUCGGGCAGCUGCGAAGUGAAGACCUGCUGGUGGUCCCAGCCCGACUUCCGGGCGGUGGGCGACUACCUGAAGGACAAAUACGACAGCGCCUCGGAGAUGGUGGUGGAGAAGCAUCGGGAGUCCCGGGGCUGGGUGGAGACUCUACGGCCCCGCUACAAUUACUUCAAGGCCCCCACCGAUCGGGACCUGGUCUACUACGAGAGCUCGCCCAACUUCUGCGAACCCAACCCAGAGACGGGCUCCUUCGGCACCAGGGACCGCGCGUGCAACGUCACCUCGCACGGCAUCGACGGCUGCGACCUCCUCUGCUGUGGCCGAGGCCACAACACCAGGACGGAGAAGCGCCGGGAGAAGUGUCACUGUGUGUUUCACUGGUGUUGCUAUGUCAGCUGUCAGGAGUGCACCCGGGUCUACGACGUCCACACGUGCAAAUAG
Trichosurus vulpecula (common brushtail) is the source of this 1059-nucleotide messenger RNA. RefSeq names its product Wnt family member 3A (gene WNT3A). Gene Ontology annotation, molecular function: cytokine activity; frizzled binding. The transcript has 4 exons. Gene Ontology annotation, cellular component: extracellular region. Gene Ontology annotation, biological process: canonical Wnt signaling pathway; neuron differentiation; cell fate commitment. The coding region runs from base 1 to 1059 and encodes 352 amino acids. NCBI's taxonomy places the organism in Eukaryota, Metazoa, Chordata, Mammalia, Diprotodontia, Phalangeridae. The record is from RefSeq and is a predicted model, not a curated record.